This is a messenger RNA of Brassicogethes aeneus, 7694 nucleotides long. NCBI's taxonomy places the organism in Eukaryota, Metazoa, Arthropoda, Insecta, Coleoptera, Nitidulidae. The record is from the annotation of a GenBank genome assembly.
CAACAAACACGAGUGCGCCAUGCUGAAAUCUCAUUGGCCGAUCCCCGUGGUCUGACACAACAUCGCUAAUAAAUACAAAACCGCAAAAUUGUGCUUUUUAGUUUGCGUUCGCCCACGAACGGCAUUAGGUGCAAUAUUUACAAAAAAUUAUUAAUAAGGAACGGUGCUGUGUUAUUAAUACGUUUUUGUGAUAUUCAAUCAAUCACUUAUUAAGGAUAAUCUAUUUAUUUUUCAAGUAAUUUAAAAAAGCAUUAAAAAUGCCCGCUCGUGUGCCAGAUACGCAGAACGGUCACGCAAACCAAUGCACCGAAGAUGUGGUGAUCACCGGUAUCUCAGGUCGUCUGCCAGAGAGUCAAACCAUCGAGGAAUUCAAGCAACAACUCUUCGAUGGAGUGGAUCUGGUGACCGACGAUGAAAGAAGAUGGCCAUCCGGCCUCUACGGUUUGCCGACCCGUACCGGUAAAAUCAAGGAUAUCGCCCACUUCGAUGCCACUUUCUUCGGCGUGCACGCCAAACAGGCCCACGUUAUGGACCCCCAAUUGAGAAUGCUUUUGGAAUUGACACACGAAGCCAUCAUUGAUGCUGGUAUCAACCCCAACGAAGUGAAAGGAUCCAAGACCGGAGUUUUUAUUGGAGUUUCCGAUUCUGAAUCUUCCGAAUACUGGACCCAAGACCCAGAGCAAAUCAACGGCUACGGUCUUACUGGUUGUUGUCGUGCCAUGUUCCCUAACAGAAUCUCCUACACUUUCGAUUUCAGUGGUCCAAGUUACGCCAUUGACACGGCCUGCUCCAGCAGUCUUUUCGCUUUCCAACAAGCUGUAAAUGCAAUCAAAACCGGACAAUGUGACUCCGCUAUCGUUGGAGGUGUAAACCUACUUUUAAAACCCACCUCUUCCCUUCAAUUUCACCGUUUGAGUAUGUUGAGUCCUCAUGGUAUGUGCAAAGCAUUUGAUGCCUCCGGAAACGGUUACGUAAGAUCUGAAGCCGCUGUAGUAGUCUACCUACAAAAAGCUUCCGCUGCCAGACGUGUGUACGCCACUGUGUUGGGUGCCAAGACCAAUACUGAUGGUAACAAAGAACAAGGUAUCACCUUCCCAGCCGGAGGUAUGCAAAACAAACUGAUCAGGGAAGUUUAUGCUGAAAGCGGAGUAAACCCACAUGACGUUUCCUACGUCGAAGCUCACGGAACCGGUACCAAAGUAGGCGAUCCACAAGAAGUCAACUCAAUUGCCGAUUUCUUCUGCAAUAACCGCAAAGAACCACUUCUAAUUGGUUCUGUCAAAAGUAACAUGGGUCACUCCGAACCCGCUUCCGGUCUCUGCUCUUUGGCCAAAAUUGUUAUUGCCAUGGAAUCCGGAAAAAUUCCCGGAAAUCUUCACUUUAAAUCCCCUAACAAAGACAUUCCAGCAUUAAACGACGGAAGAUUGGAAGUUGUCUCCAAAAACAAAGAAUGGAAGGGAGGAAUAGUUGGAGUUAACUCUUUCGGUUUCGGUGGAGCCAACGCUCACAUCAUCUUGAAAUCCAACCCUAAACCAAAAACUACCUGGACUCCAUCUCCAUUACCAAGGGUUGUAAGCGUCUCUGGCCGUACCCAAGAAGCUGUUAACAACUUUUUGACCAAAGUCGAAGAAAACAAGAACGACCAAGAAUUCUUGGCUUUAAUCGAUGCAAUUCACAGCAAAAACAUCAACGGUCACUUCUACCGUGGUUACACCAUCUUGAACGAACAACCAACCAGAGAAGUUUCCGAAACUGCCCAUGAGAGACCAGUAUGGUACAUCUUCUCCGGAAUGGGAUCUCAAUGGCCUGGUAUGGCUAAAGACUUGAUGAACGUCGAAACAUUUAGGGAAUCCAUUAAAAAGAGCGCUGCCGCUCUUAAACCUCACGGAAUCAACCUGGAAGACAUAAUCGUGAAUGGAAAUGAAGCUACCUUCGACAAUGUAUUGAACUCAUUCAUUUCAAUCGCCGCCAUUCAAGUGGCCCUCACUGAUGUCUUAAGAGCCCUUGGAGUAGAACCUGAUGGUAUUGUAGGUCACUCCGUAGGAGAAGUUGGUUGUGCCUAUGCUGAUGGUACUUUGACCGGAGAACAAGCCGUUUUGGCUGCUUACAGCAGAGGUCGCGCUAUCUUGGAAAGUAAACUUGCCCCAGGUGCUAUGGCUGCCGUUGGUCUAUCAUGGGAAGAAACCAAAAAGAGGUGCCCACCAGAAAUUUUCCCUGCUUGUCACAACAGUGAAGACAGCGUCACCAUCUCUGGACCUCCAGCUGCUAUUGAAAAAUUCGUAGCCGAACUCACAGCCGAAAACAUCUUCGCCAAGGCCGUCAAGAGCUCAGGUACCGCUUUCCACAGCAAAUACAUUGCCGAAGCUGGUCCCAAACUAAGAAAAGCUUUAGAUGAAAUCAUUCCUAACCCAAAACCACGUACUUCAAGAUGGAUCUCCUCGUCAAUUCCAGAAUCUGCAUGGGGCACUCCAUUAGCUCAACAAAGCUCUGCCGCUUACCACGUAAACAACUUAUUGUCGCCUGUGUUGUUCCACGAAGCCCUUCAACAUGUCCCAGAAAAUGCAAUUGCCAUUGAAAUCGCCCCAACUGGUCUUUUGCAAGCUAUCCUUAAGAGGGCUUUAGGACCAAAGGCCACCAACAUUAGCUUGGUCAAGAGAGGACAUGAGGACAAUGUACAAUUCCUUCUUUCUGCCCUUGGAAAAUUCUAUAACGCUGGUGGACAACCAAAAUUGGGUAACAUGUAUAACUCUGUUAACUUCCCAGUCGGCAAAGGCACUCCUAUGUUGGCUUCCAUGAUUGAAUGGGAUCACUCCACCGAAUGGUCUGUUGCAAAUUUCUCUGGUAAGGGCAACAGAUCUGGUGAAUUGGUCGUUGAGAUUGAUUUGAGCAAAGAAGGUGAUCAAUAUCUUUCUGGACACGCUAUUGACGGGCGUAUUCUUUUCCCUGCUACCGGAUAUUUGACUUUGGUAUGGAAAACGUUUGCCAAAUUGCGCAACGAAGACUUCGAACAAUUGCCAGUAAUUCUUGAAAAUGUGCAAUUUCACCGUGCUACCAUUAUGCCAAAAGAAGGUUCCGUUAAAUUCCUUAUCAACAUCUUCGAAGGUACCGGAGAAUUCGAACUUUGCGAAGGUGGUUCAGUGGCUGUUUCUGGUAAAAUCUCUGUCCCAGAAGAUGUUACCAAAGAAGUCCUUAACUUGCAAAAACCAACUGUACCAACUGAGAAGGAUGUGUUGGCUUUAGACAAAGCUGACAUCUACAAGGAAUUGCGUCUCCGUGGCUACGAUUACGAAGGCAUCUUCAGAGGCAUUAGCGAAUCCGACAACAGAGGUUUGGCUGGUAAACUUCAAUGGGAAAACAACUGGAUCAGUUAUAUAGAUACCAUGCUCCAAUUCUCCAUCUUGGGACAAAACACCCGUGAACUUUACCUUCCAACUAGACUUCAAAGGGCCGUAAUCAACCCCAAAGAACAUCUUAAGUACAUGCAAGAAUCUGCUGAAGGAACUCCAGUAUACAUGUACCGUGACAUUGGAGUAAUCAAAUCCGGUGGUAUUGAACUUAGAGGCAUGAAAGCUAGUUUGGCACCUCGUAGACAGCAAACUCAAAACGCACCAAAAUUGGAAACCUACAAAUUCACUCCUUUCGAAAGCAACCAAGCCGUUAAGGAUGAUUCCGACAAAGCUAAGGUAAAUACUUUGACUGUACUCUUGCAAACCGUUUUGGAAAAUAGCUCUGGUGCUCUUAAACUAAAAGUAGCCGAAGUUUGUACCGACAAACCUGUUGAGGCAGCUUUAGCUCCUAUGGUCACUGACAUAUUGGAAAAAGAACCUAUGCUAUCUGUAGAAGCAAUUGUUGUAAGCUCUGCACCAGUUGAUAUGACCACCUUGGAACCUAUGGGAGUCAAGAACGUAGUACGUGAUGUAACCAACAACCCUGUUGAACAAAACUGCCACUUGGUUAUCUUGUCCGAUGCUCUUGCAUACAAGAAAGAAAACGUCAUCACCAACGCUGUCAACUCUCUUAAAACAGGAGGUUUUAUCCUCUUAGAAGAAGCCAAAGGCGCGGUUGAUGAAAAAUCCCUUGCCGCUCACGGUUUGGUAGUCGUUAGCAAACAAGUAACCGCCACCAAAGCUUACAUUCUUUUGCGUAAGCCCAUCGAAGUACAAUCUGAUGCUAUCGUCAUCCAAAUUACCGAAAACAAUUUCUCCUGGGUGGAACCUUUGAAGGAUGCGCUCAAACAAAGCGAAACCUCCGGAACCAAGAUCAUUAUUUACGUGCAAGGCGAACAACUUACUGGUCUUGUCGGUAUGGUCAACUGUUUGAAACAAGAACCUGGUGGUAAUAAUUUGAGAUCUGUCUACAUCCAAGACAGCAGCGCACCUAAAUUCUCACUUAACGCUUACGCCGAUGUUCUUAAAAAAGAUUUGGUACAAAAUGUCCUUAAAAACAAAGUAUGGGGUACCUACCGCCACACUCUUUUGGACAAUGCUACUGACAAAGGAACCCUGCAAGUCGAACAUGCCUACAUCAACACCCUUACUCGUGGUGACUUGGCCAGUCUUAAAUGGAUUGAAGGACCUUUGAGAUACUUCAAAGGUGCCAAAAAUACUGAACUUUGCCAAGUAUACUAUGCUCCCCUUAACUUCCGUGACAUUAUGUUAGCCACCGGAAAACUGCCACCAGAUGCUUUACCUGGCGAUCUUGCUGGACAAGAUUGUAUCCUUGGUUUGGAAUUCUCUGGUCGUGACACCAAGGGUAGAAGAGUAAUGGGUAUGGUUGCUGCCAGAAGUUUGGCCACCACCGUCUUGGCUGAUCCAGGUUUCUUGUGGGAAGUACCAGAAAAAUGGAGCUUGGAAGAAGCCGCUACCAUCCCUGUAGUAUACGGAACCAGUUACUACGCUUUGAUUGUCAGAGGUAGAAUGAAGCCUGGCGAAACUGUCUUGAUCCACGCCGGUACUGGUGGUGUAGGUCAAGCCUCCAUCGCUAUUGCCCUUCACAUGGGUUGCAAAGUUUUCACCACUUGUGGUAGCCAAGCCAAGAGAGAUUUCCUCAAGAAAACUUUCCCACAACUUACAGACAACAACAUUGGCAAUUCCCGUGACACCAGCUUCGAACAACUCAUCCUUUCCCAAACCAACGGCCGCGGUGUCGAUUUGGUAUUGAACUCUUUGGCCGCCCACCAAUUGCAAGCUUCCGUACGUUGUUUGGCCAUUGGAGGACGUUUCUUAGAAAUUGGUAAAGUUGACUUGUCUCAGAACUCCCCAUUGGGAAUGAGCGUAUUCUUGAAAAACACCACAUUCCACGGUAUUCUUCUUGAUGCUCUUUUCGACAGUGACACCCCCGAAAAGAAGGAAGUGAUGAAAUUGGUUACUGAAGGUAUUGCUAGCGGAGCCGUACGCCCUCUGCCUAAGACCGUUUACAGCGAAAACCAAGUUGAACAAGCUUUCCGUUUCAUGGCUUCUGGCAAGCACAUUGGUAAAGUUCUCUUGAAAAUUAGAGACGAAGAAAGCCGUCAAGCCAUGGUUCCUAAGAUGAAGACCGUACCGGCUAUUCCACGCACAUACAUGGACCCAGAAAAAAGCUACAUCCUUGUAGGAGGUCUUGGUGGUUUCGGUCUAGAACUGGCCAACUGGUUGAUCCUCAGAGGCGCCACCAAAAUUGUUCUUACUUCCAGAAGCGGCAUCAAAACAGGAUAUCAAUCUCUUUGCAUUAGAAGGUGGCGCGAAAAUGGCACCAAUGUGCUCGUAUCCACGGCUGACUCCACCACCGACAAAGGAGCCAAGAGAUUGAUGGAAGAAGCAAACCAACUAGGUCAAAUUGGCGGUAUCUUUAAUCUUGCUGUCGUACUUCGCGACGCCAUGAUGGAAAACCAAAGCGAAGCUGACUUCAAGACCGUGUGCAAACCCAAGGUCGAUGGCAGCAAACAAUUGGACGCAGCUUCCAGAGCCAUGGCCCCAAAUUUGGAUUACUUCGUCAACUUCUCUUCGGUUUCUUGCGGUCGCGGUAACGCCGGUCAAGCUAACUACGGUUUGGCCAAUUCCGCAAUGGAAAGAAUCGCUGAAGCUCGUCAAGACGCUGGAAUGCCUGGUGUGGCCAUCCAAUGGGGUGCUAUUGGUGAUGUGGGUCUUAUUUUGGAAACUAUGGGAGGAAACGACACUGAGGUCGGAGGUACUUUACCACAAAGAAUGUCAUCUUGCUUAACCACUAUCGAUGUGUUCCUACAACAACCCCACGCUGUCGUUGCCAGUAUGGUUCUUGCUGAGAAACGUAAGGCCGGAGGUGACGCCAACCAAGUCAGCCUUACUGAUGCCGUUGCUAAUAUCUUGGGUCUCAAGGACACAUCAAAUGUAUCCGCUAACGCAAGUUUGGCCGAUUUGGGUAUGGAUUCACUUAUGGGUGCCGAAAUCAAACAAACUUUGGAACGUAACUACGAUUUGGUAUUGAGCGCUCAAGAAAUCAGAGCUCUCACUUUCGGUCGCUUAAAUGAACUCAAUAGCGGAGCAGGCGCAUCCGAUUCCACAGCACCACAAGAUAACCAAGUACAAUACGACAAAUCCGUCGAAAUUAUGCCAAGCAAAAUCAUGGUACCAAUGGACAGUAAGAGUACCGAUGCCAAGAAAACUCCAGUUUUUAUUUUGCAUCCAAUCGAGGGAAAUGUUAGCGCUUUGAAAACUUUGGCUAAGAACAUCGAUGCCCCAGUCUACGGCCUUCAAUGCACAAGUAAUGCACCACUCAACACCAUUGCCGAAUUGGCUCAAUUCUACACCAAACACAUCAAAACCGUUCAACCUAAAGGCCCAUACAACCUAAUUGGUUACUCAUUCGGUGCCUGUGUCGCUUUUGAAAUGGGCGUCUUCUUGGAAGCCAACAAAGAACAAGUCAAACUUUUGCUUAUUGACGGUUCUCCAUCAUAUGUUUCAACUCACACCGGAAAGGCCAGACAAAAGAUGCAAAGCAACACUGUCGCUGAACAAAGCGAAGCUUUGGUAUAUUUCAUCCUUCAAUUCAAAGAUGUCGAUCAACAAAAGACUGUAUCUGAUCUGAUGGCCCUUAAGACUUGGGAGGAAAGAUUAGCAAUGUCCACGCAAAUUCUCGCAGGCGCUACACCAUUCCCAGCUGACCAACUUUCUGCUGCCGCUUCCAGCUUCUACUUCAAACUCGUAGCCGCUGACAAAUACAAGCCAAGCGCAUCAUUUAAUGGACAAGUUACUCUUGUAAAAGCCAGCGACAACUACGUUCAACUUGGGGAAGAUUAUGGACUCUCAGGCGUGUGCAAACAAAAAGUAGCCGUUCAAACCCUCAACGGAAACCAUCGCAGCAUCUUGCUGGGAGGAGUUGCCGAGAAGAUAGCGGAAAUUUUACACAACAAUUUACUUAAGGCUUAGAAUCUCUACUCAUCUUGGGUCUCCUAAUAAAUUAAGUGUAAAUAUGUUGUUAAAUUUGAUGUGUAAGGAUAGGUAAUUUAUUUUUUUAACUGACUUAAAUUAAGUUAUUAAACAAACUUUAUUUUUUUUAUGAUAGUUGUAUAGAACCAAAGACUUUAUUGUGACAAUUUGAAUACAAAGAGCUCUGGUGAUGGGGCAAGGUUUGUUGCUUGACUUUUGCUUCAUCGUCACAGUUAUGGAAAUAUAACAUAUAUCAAUUUGUAUAAAUAAAUGUAAAUAAUUUAAAAUGACAAAUAAUAAAACAUUAAAAAU